This is a messenger RNA of Arabidopsis lyrata subsp. lyrata, 698 nucleotides long. RefSeq names its product DNA-directed RNA polymerase subunit 12-like protein. Gene Ontology annotation, cellular component: RNA polymerase III complex; RNA polymerase I complex; RNA polymerase II, core complex. Gene Ontology annotation, molecular function: zinc ion binding; DNA binding; DNA-directed RNA polymerase activity. The record is from RefSeq and is a predicted model, not a curated record. Gene Ontology annotation, biological process: DNA-templated transcription. NCBI's taxonomy places the organism in Eukaryota, Viridiplantae, Streptophyta, Magnoliopsida, Brassicales, Brassicaceae. The transcript has 2 exons.
AAAAUAAUUUUUGGGUCCACCACUGCUCAGAAUUAUCUUUUGUCUAGAUUUUGUUCGCAUUUCGAAUCGCUUGAAUAAACUCUGACUCAAUUCGAUUUGCAUGUGUGUUGUUUCUUAACAGAGUCGGUUCGAAAAUCAUGGAUCAUCAGACCGAACCAGUUGAUAAACAGCCCGAACUACUAGUUAUUUACGUCUGCGGAGAUUGUGGAGAAGAGAACAUUUUGAAGAGUGGAGAUGUGUUCCAAUGCAGAGAGUGUGGGUUCCGUAUUCUCUAAAAUAAGCGUAUUCUCGACAAGAAGGGUACCCGUAUAGGUAAUGUAAAUACUCUCUUUUGUCUUUGUUCUUAUAUUGUGACACUGAGUUAUGGCACAAUUUCGAAUCUGUCUUGAGUUUGUACCUACAUUCUGGUCUACCCCAUUUGUGUGUUUGGAUUGCUAAUCUGUUGGUUUUCUUCGACAUACAAAAUCUAGAUGUUGUGAACUUGUUUCCUGCUAAUUAUAUAGUCCUUUAUUUUUCUUGCAGUUCAACACAAAGCUAUCUGAGUGCCACGCAACUCCUGAAGAUAGUUCAAAGUAGACUUAUUGCCAGUUGUUUGUAAUAUGUAUUGACGUGGUUUUUGGUAUAUGGUCUGUUUUAGUUUGAGUGUGGCUGUAAUCUCUUUGCUUUUUUCGUAUCCUGGAAAACUGUAACUUCUCAAC